This is a messenger RNA of Varanus komodoensis (Komodo dragon), 4209 nucleotides long. RefSeq names its product DNA polymerase gamma, catalytic subunit (gene POLG). Bases 269 to 3865 code for a protein of 1198 amino acids. The record is from RefSeq and is a predicted model, not a curated record. Gene Ontology annotation, cellular component: mitochondrion; gamma DNA polymerase complex. Gene Ontology annotation, biological process: mitochondrial DNA replication. Gene Ontology annotation, molecular function: DNA-directed DNA polymerase activity; 3'-5' exonuclease activity; DNA binding. NCBI's taxonomy places the organism in Eukaryota, Metazoa, Chordata, Lepidosauria, Squamata, Varanidae. The transcript is spliced from 23 exons.
UAAAUGGAGUUUGGCGUGGGAGGAAGAAUUGGUAAAUUUUCUGGGUGGCAGCAGCCUGUGGACAAACAUAUAUAUUUGUGUACAUUCGGAAAGCGUCUGGACUCAUUUGUGGGAGGAGAGUAAGCAUUUGGACAGGAAGAUUAACUGCUGAUUUUGUUUCUGGGAGACGAUACGAGAAUAGCCAUGGAGAAAUUGGAAAGUUGCAACCUUUGUGAUCUGAACUAUCAAGAAGAGCAGGCUCGUAUGUCCUCCUUGUUGGUCGUUUCUGAUGAAGAUGAAAUGUUUGAUGUGGAAGAUCCCACCGGCAGGUCCAUUAAUCUUACGGAGACUGCAGAGAUGGUCUUCAGGUUCUUCUGUCAGCCAUGUAGUUCAGGAGGAAAAGUUGCAAGAUGCUGGCACUGUCUCCAGAGAGCAGCGCAUGAAUCCCCUAGGCAUCCAGAUGCUCUCCAAGAACCUUCAUGAACAGAUUUUCCGGGGUGCUCGGGUAGAGUAUUCAGAUGAAGACAUCAAGAAGAGCAUAGAACACUUGCAGAAGCAUGACUUAUGGAGCAAAGAGACUUCCACCAUUCCUGAUGUGGAGCUACAGCUGCCCCAUAUGUAUGGGGCCAACAUAGAUGAACACUUCCGCAUUUUGGCACAGAAGCAGAGCUUCCCAUAUCUGGAGGCUGCUAAGGAACUUCUGCAGUGUGAGAUCCCACCAAUGCCUUUGGAGUGGGCUUGGGAAGUGGGAUGGACAAAAUACGGACCCAGUGGGGAGAAGAAAGCUGUAGCUUUCCCUGAUGAGCGAUCCUUGGUUUUUGAUGUGGAAGUGUGCGUGGAAGAAGGGCAUUGCCCCACACUUGCAGUGGCCGUCUCACCAAAUGCCUGGUACUCAUGGUGUAGCAAGAGGCUGUUACAGGAACGGUACACCUGGUCCAGCAAGCUGACUCUUUCAGACCUCAUCCCCCUGGAAACAGGCAGCAGUCUUGCCAAGCAGGAAUGGCAAAAGAGGCUUGUGGUUGGUCACAAUGUCUCCUUUGACCGUGCGCACAUCAAAGAACAGUACUUGGUACAGGGUUCCCAGAUGCGUUUUCUGGACACCAUGAGUAUGCAUAUGGCGACCUCAGGGCUGACAGGAUUCCAGCGCAGCCUCUGGAUGGCGGCAAAACAUGGCAAGAGGAAAGGGCAGCAGCAGGUCCAAGAGCAUAUUAAGAAAAUGCGCAGCAGAACUGACGGCCCCGUGGUUGCCGCAUGGGACUGGGUGAACAUUAGUAGCAUCAACAACCUAGUUGAUGUGCAUGCUUUAUAUGUUGGGGGCCAGCCACUGGAGAAAGAUGCUCGGGACCUCUUUGUCAAGGGGAACAUGCAGGACAUCAGGAAUAACUUCCAGGAACUUAUGCAAUAUUGUGCUCGUGAUGUCCGGGCUACUUAUGAAAUAUUUCAGGAGCAGCUUCCUCUCUUCUUAGAAAGAUGUCCCCAUCCUGUGACAUUUGCAGGAAUGCUGGAAAUGGGGGUCUCCUACCUGCCUGUCAAUCAGAAUUGGGAGCGGUACCUGGAUGAGGCUCAUGUUACUUAUGAAGAGCUGCAAAAAGACAUGAAGAAAUCUUUGAUGAACCUGGCCAACAGUGCCUGCGAGCUCCUACAUGGGGAGAGGUACAAAGACGAUCCCUGGUUAUGGGACCUGGAGUGGGACCUCCAAGAAUUUAAGCAAAAUAAGGGGAAACCUGGGAAGAAGAAGAAGAAGGAUAUUAAUGAGGAGCCUCCCAGUGGGGUGGAAGAGGCCUCUGCACUGGCGUGGCCGGAAGAUCCUGGUCCCUUGACUGAAGAGGAAGAACAGAGCAUACUGGAGAGGCAAAUGACCUUAGACCACCUGAAGAAGACAGUAUCUUUGCAACCAAAGAGAAUUCAGCAUCUGCCUGGCCACCCAGGGUGGUACCGCAAGCUGUGUCCACGACUGAAUGAUCCCAGUUGGGUCCCUGGGCCCAGCCUCAUCAGCCUUCAGAUGAGAGUGACCCCAAAGCUCAUGAGGCUCACCUGGGAUGGCUUUCCACUGCACUACUCCGAGAAGUAUGGCUGGGGCUACCUGGUUCCAGGCAGGAAGGACAACCUGCCAGAGGUUACUCCUGAGAGUGAGUUGCCUGUGUGCCCGUUCAGGGUUAUUGAGCAUUUAUACCGGGAACAAUGCAAACAGCAGGGCAAAGAGCAAGCUACCUUACUAGGCACCUCCCUGGAUGAAGAGUUUAUGUUAGCAGAAAAUAGCACUAUCUGGCAGAAGGUUGAAAAGUUCAGCCAGCAGGAGAGCAACGUGGAAGGGGAUCCUGCAACGAAGAAAGUGAUGCAGGAUGCUGCAGGAUCUGAAAAAAGCCACCCUGAAUAUCACCAUGGCAGUGGGCCUUACAACGAGGUCAACAUUCCUGGAUGUUGGUUUUUCAGGCUCCCUCACAAGGAUGGAAAUGACAACAAUGUUGGAAGUCCAUUUGCUAAAGAUUUUUUGCCCAAGAUGGAGGACGGCACCCUGCAGACAGGGAUAGGGACCACAGAUGGGACCCAAGCUCUUGAAAUCAACAAGAAGAUCUCCUUCUGGAGAAAUGCCCAUAAGCGAAUCAGUUCCCAGCUAGUAGUGUGGCUGAAGAAAGGGGAGCUGCCUCGAUCUGUCACCAGGCAUCUUGACUACAAUGAGGAGAAUAGUUGUGGAGCCAUCCUACCACAGGUGGUAACUGCUGGAACUGUUACUCGGCGAGCCGUAGAACCUACCUGGCUAACAGCCAGUAAUGCAAGGGCUGACCGGGUGGGGAGUGAACUAAAAGCCAUGAUCCAGGUUCCUCCCGGCUACCAUAUGGUUGGAGCUGAUGUGGAUUCCCAGGAGCUUUGGAUUGCAGCCAUCUUGGGAGAUGCUCAUUUUGCUGGCAUGCAUGGCUGCACGGCUUUUGGCUGGAUGACCCUGCAGGGGAAGAAGAGCAGUGCCACAGACCUGCACAGCAAGACGGCCUCCACAGUGGGGAUCAGCCGAGAACAUGCCAAAGUGUUCAACUAUGGGCGCAUCUACGGGGCAGGGCAGCCCUUUGCAGAGCGUCUGCUCAUGCAGUUCAACCAUCGUCUGACAGAGCAGCAGGCCAGUGAAAAGGCUCGGCAGAUGUACGCCGUCACGAAAGGGGUUCGGCGUUACUUCCUAACUGAGGAAGGAGACUGGCUGGUGGAGAAGCUGAGCAUCCCUGUGGAAAGGGCCAAGGAUGGCUCUGUGUCUGUGCAAGACGUGCAGCAAAUACACAGAGAAAUAGGGAAAAGGUCUCAAAGGAAGUGGAAUGUGGUUCGCCAGAGUGUGUGGGCCAAUGGAACGGAGUCUGAAAUGUUCAACAAACUAGAAAGCAUCGCCAUGGCAGCAUCACCUUGCACCCCUGUGCUGGGCUGCCGGAUCAGCAGGGCUUUGGAGCCAGCUGUUGUCAAGGGUGAGUUUUUGACCAGCAGAAUAAACUGGGUGGUCCAGAGUUCAGCGGUUGAUUACCUGCACCUAAUGCUAGUGUCAAUGAAAUGGCUUUUUGAGGAAUUUGGCAUCGACGGACGCUUUUGCAUCAGUAUCCAUGAUGAAGUGCGGUACCUGGUUCAGAGUGGGGACCGCUUUCGUGCAGCUCUAGCCCUGCAGAUUACCAAUCUCCUUACACGGUGCAUGUUUGCUUAUAAACUGGGUCUUCAAGAUCUGCCUCAAUCAGUGGCCUUUUUCAGUGCUGUGGAUAUUGAUCAGUGCUUAAGGAAAGAGGUAACUAUGGAUUGCGUCACUCCGUCUAACCCAACAGGGAUGGAAAAAAGAUACAGCAUCCCUCAAGGUGAUGCUCUGGAUAUAUAUCAACUUCUAAAAAUAACCAAAGGGUCACUGGGGAAAGGAAAAUAGGGUUUGACACCAUAACAGGAAACAUGGCCAAGCGAUCAUUGUAGAGGGAGUCUCUUCAGCAGUGACUCCUGCCAGGCCUUUCUUUCAGUUCUGCAAGAAGAACAGCGCAUACCAUAAGCAAUCUGCAGCAUUUAUUAUGGCAUGUCCCUGAUGCUGUCCAGACGAGGACAAAAGGAAGGACAGCAUGCCAACGGUGCCUCACAAGAAUGACAGUUCAGGAGGCGAUUGGUGGUACAAGCAUUUAGGGAAUUGUGUUGAAAAGGAGACAGUCUUUCUCUAAUGCUGUGCAAGACUAGCACAGCCAAAUACAGAAAUUCAUUUGGUAAUAAAGGAAACAGCUCUCA